AUGGACGAUGGAGAACUUCCUCGGCGAGGAACCAUUCAAAGAUCCCUCCGUAAAACUAUUGAAGUAUCACGGGUAGCCAUCAUUGUAUUCUCACCAACUUAUGCGUGUUCUGCUCGGUGCUUGAGUGAACUUGCAGCGAUUAUGAGAACUAAGGAUGAGGAAGGGCAAAUCGUUAUACCUAUAUUCUAUGGUGUGGAACCCUUGGAAGUGAGAUCACAAACAAGGUAUUAUGGAGAAGCACUUGCCAUGCAUGAGUUAAACAAAAAUUCUAAUGACAGAGUUGAAUCUUGGAGAGAAGCACUUGUAAAGGUAGCUGACCUUGCUCAUUUGGACGCUGGAUGGGAUGUCGCCAACGGGAAUGAAUCGGAACAUAUCCAACGACUGGUUGGGAGGAUUUCAAAUGAAUUGCUUGGCUUGAUGCAAAAUCCCGAAGCAAGUGCUGAAACAAGUGCCAAUACAGACCUAAUUGGUAUAGAGGCCCGUAUGCAAGAGUUGAAAUCACUUCUAGAAGUCGGUACAGGUGGUGUUCACAAGGUUGGAAUAAGUGGGAUGUGGGGUAGUGGUAAGUCUACUCUUGCAUCUUCUAUUUAUGAUGAAAUAAGUCAUGAAUUUGAAGGUUCUUGCUACGUUAAAAAUGUUAGAGCUAGGUCAAGAACCCAUGGCUUGAAAAUGUUACAAGAAGAAAUUCUCUCAAAUGUUCUGAAAUUAAAAGUGACGUUAACGAGCCUUGAACAAGGAAUAUACACGAUGGAGAAAAGAUUAUGUCGAAAUAGUGUUCUAAUUGUCCUUGACGAUGUAGACCACGCUGACCACCUAGAGAUGUUAGUUGGAUCAGACGACUGGUUUGGUAAUGGGAGUCGAAUAAUAUUCACCACUAGAAACCAAGAUCUGGUGACUGCUCGCAGUUCUCUAGCGCAUAAUGUCAGGAUGUUAGAUGAUGAAGAGGCCAUUGAACUGUUUAGUAGGCGUGCAUUUGGGAACAGUAAACCUGCACAAGAUUUCGAGGAGGUUUCACGAGAGAUAGUUUCUAAAUUUGGUGGGCAUCCAUCGGCACUUAUAAGUUUGGGCUCUUUUCUACAUGGCAAAGACAUGAGUGAGUGGAUGAAUGUCUUGGAUAGACUCGUAGGUAGACCAGUUGACGAAAAUUUGAAAGAGUUUGAAACUCGUGAUGAUGGACUUGCAAGAAAUUCUUUUGCUCGGUUUCUGACUUGA
This is a messenger RNA of Helianthus annuus (common sunflower), 1212 nucleotides long. RefSeq names its product TMV resistance protein N-like. Gene Ontology annotation, biological process: defense response; signal transduction. Gene Ontology annotation, molecular function: ADP binding. Bases 1 to 1212 code for a protein of 403 amino acids. The record is from RefSeq and is a predicted model, not a curated record. The transcript has 2 exons. Lineage: Eukaryota; Viridiplantae; Streptophyta; Magnoliopsida; Asterales; Asteraceae.